Messenger RNA from Podarcis muralis (Common wall lizard), 2828 nucleotides. RefSeq lists its product as uncharacterized. The record is from RefSeq and is a predicted model, not a curated record. Lineage: Eukaryota; Metazoa; Chordata; Lepidosauria; Squamata; Lacertidae.
UUUCUCCCUCUCCCUCUCCUCCUUCUCUCUCUCUCCCUCCCUCUCCAUCUCUUGAUCUGCACAUCCCCUACUGGUAGACUGCCAGAGGCUUGUGUGGACGUUUCGCAAGUGCUGGUUAUCAGUCAGGAACGUCAUUUUGGGGAAUUCGAAACUUAGACCAUGCUUGGGGAAGGGGCCAAAGGGGUUUUAUUAUCACUGUUUUCAGCGCCAGAGAAGCAGUAAGGACAGAGCUUAAUCUUUACAUCCUUCACAUCGCAUCUGUCUGACACUCCUUCCCACUCAGAAGAGAAACUCAAAGUGAUCUGAACGAGGAUGGCUACAUUUGAUGGAAUCCCAACCUGUCUCUCAGCAGACCUCUUUUUCAGGAACAUGCUGUUGGCCAAGACCAAGGAAGAACCCAACAGCAAAAUGUUCUCCUGCUUCAGCUGCGCCCUGGAAAACCUCCAGAGGGAGCCACUGUGUGUGAGAAGCAAUACCCAUCUCACCGUUUCUGAUGGGCGCACGCUGAUGGAGUUCACCUCGGGCGACGGGUCGGUCGCAGUCACCGUCUUCCACAAUCAAGGCAAAGUGCACUACAAUGUCUUGGUACCCAACUGGGACCUCUACUUUGCUCGUCUCUGCUCUAAUCCGCAGCCUCUCAGCCUUAGCAAUAUCCUUAGCAUCCGUGGUCAUCUACAUAACUGGGGUUCCUUUAGGAAAGGGUUUUCCCCUUUGGCCUGCUUUGACCUAGCAGUGGAAAAAUUCUGCAUGGAGCCCGAUACCAUCCAGAAGGAUGCUGAGAUGUUGGUGGAAUGUGGUGGGCGGGUGGUGAGGUUCGUCUCCGGCCAGGAAACCUAUAAGAUUUCGGUCUUCUUUAAACAAGGCGAGGCCAAAUAUGAAGUCCACGUAGACAACUGGGAUGUGGUCAUGGAGCGUUUGCAGACUGGGGUGGAGGCGCUAAGCUUGGAGAACUUGUUGCGUGUGAAGAACAGGCUGAGACUCCAGAAAUGGCGGGAGCUAAGGUCUUGCCUGGAUGAGGCCGUUAGUCGGUUCUCCCAGGAACCCCGUUGCGUUCAGGAUAAUGCCAAAAUGUUGAUUACGACCAGUAAUGAGAAAGUUGUGCUGAUCUCUGGGAAAGGGGAGAACCUCAUCACAGUGACAUAUGGAUAUGGAAGGGUUGACUACAAGUUGGUAGAACGAGGCUGGUGGGAGGUGGCUGCCAGGGUCCUCCAAAAGAAAGAGACACAUACAACAGAAUGUAUUUGAAAGACCGGCUCCACCAAACGCUUCCUAAAAAUAAAAAUAUGGAAGGCAGCAUCAAGGUGGUAAGCUUUGCCACUGACUUGGGUGUAUUCGUUAGCAUGAAUGUGGAAAAACUGCAGGCAUAUCACUUUACAGUCGUACCUUGCUUUUCAAACGCCUUGGGAGUCAAACAUUUUGGCUCCUGAACGAUCGAAAACUGGAAGUGAUUAUUCUGGUUUUCGAAAGUUAUUUGGAACCUGAACGUCUGACGUGACUUCCGCGGCUUCCGAUUGGCUGCAGGAGCUUCCUGCAGCCAAUCGGAAGCCGCACCCUGGUUUCUGAAAGUUCUGGAAGUCGAACGGGCUUCCGGAAUGGAUUAUGUUUGACUUCCAAGGUACCACUGUAUAUAUAAGGCAGAGUUCCUCCAAGACCAGAAAGAGGGAAAGUUGGGCUGCCCUCAUGGUCUCCAACCUCUCAUAGGCCCUUGUGAUGGGCAGGUGGAGCCACCCACCUGUCAGUCACCCAAUGCCAUUAUGAUAUCACGUGGCAACUUCAAAAGGGCUCACUGAAAGUGAUGGGGAACGCCGAUGGGGAACUCCCUACUGUGGCCACUCACAGUGGGGCUUUCUGGCAGUGCCGAUCAGCUGAUCAGUGCCGUCAGUGAGCCCCGCCUUCAAAGGAACAUUCAAGAUCUUGUUUUCAGCACUCAUUCGUUCAUUCGCAGCGGUGUCUGAGCACGCACACACAUGCACGCACGCACAAGCCUCUUGUCAAGAGUACUUCCAAAGGAACCCACACAGCAGUUGUCGUUUAUUGUGAACACAGUCGCUUCUGCAACCCUGUAUACCUGCAUACAGCAAUCUAGCAUCUAGGCAGCUCUACCCAGUUUCACGCUCUAUGGAGCAGUUGCAGCAACAUGGGGCCACUCCCCUACCAUCAGUUUAUGCGCCUACAUGCAGCUGGAGACUGUGCCUGCGUGGCAACGUCUGUGGGAUGUAACAUGUAGCAGUCAAGUACAACAUUUCCCUGUUUGCCCAGAGUGGACACACAGGGGGAUGUUCCUCCAUCCUGUGUGUCCUCCAUCCUGCCCCUGCGUGUGACCCCAGAAGACCCCAUAAAAGGCUGGUCACUCAGCCACCUUCCCUUCUUCUUGACCUUCUUUCUCUUGAUGCUGUUCUCUGGAUGUCUUUUGCUGUCUGCUGGCUCUCAGCCAGCAGCACAUGGGCUCAAACCCCAUAUGGGAUGAACCCUCACUCUCUUCUGUAACUACAAGCGAAAGCCUGUCUUCAGGGCUCAUACUGUGAACUGGAUGUAAGUAAUCCUUAUCAUUCCUUAUAAAGAAGACUGUUGUGUCUUUAUUCUUUUUAGGACGGAACAAAGGGGAUUUGCCAGGAAUAACCCAAUCUGGACAAGCCAGACUGGAUUGCUUAACUCAAGAGAUUAAAAUGAAUCUACCAACUAGCUUCCUGCGAUGUAGAGGGAAUGUGCUCUGUUACUAACUCACUAGGAGCAAUAUAUCCUGUCCUACUAUCCACAACAAUUGGGACACUGUGGGUUAAACCACAGAGCCUAGGGCUUGCCGAUCAGAAGGUCAGUGGUUCGAAUCC